UGGGGAGUUGACACUCUGCCAGUGGACCAGAGAGAGAGACAGAGAGAGAGGGAGAGAGGGAGAGAAAGAGACAGAAAGAGAAAAAACAAUAGUGAAAGAGAGACGGAGGAACAGAGAGACAGCGAGAGAUAAAGACAGAUAGACAGACGGCAGGAGAGAGAAAGACAGAGUUGUGGGGUGAGUGAUUGUGGGGUGUUUGGUGCGCUGCACGUGGGAUUUCACGCAGGGCCGUUCGUGUGCCUGGAUCAGUAGCCACCUGGAGCUUCACUCAGCCGACACAGAGGGACUUCCUUCCCUUUUCUCCUCUCAGCUCCAAGAAGAAAGAAAAACUAACAUUUAAAAUAGUUUUUUAAAGAGCCUAAAUCUUGUAUUUUUUGGGGUUUUUUUCAUUUGUGGAUUUUUCGUUCCCCCGUAAAGAUGGGACUUGGCCCAAACCUCCUGCCUCUGGGUCUGCUGCUCCUCCUGCCUGGAAAAAUCGCAUUAACUCCAUGUACAGUUGGCUGGGAAACGCAUGGCGACAAUUGCACUGACGUGAAUGAAUGCAUUGACCCUGUCUGUGGCAAGGACGCCAGAUGCUUCAACACCAUAGGCAGCUACUUCUGUAAGUGUCAUCCCGGCUUCCACGUCCAUUCAAACUCCACGACGUACACUGGCGUGGAAGGAGCAUGUCAUGAUAUAAACGAGUGCUUAGAGAGGCCUGGUAUCUGCGGGGCUAAGGCCUCCUGCCAGAACAUCGUUGGCUCCUACAACUGCACCUGCUCUGAGGGAUACAUCUCCAGCACUGGGGAGAGAGUUUUUCAACCAGCCAAUGGAGUCACCUGCACAGACGAGGAUGAGUGUGGGAGAGCUCGUCCGGUCUGCGGCAGGAACGGAACCUGCACAAACUCACCUGGUGGAUACACCUGCACCUGUGAGGCUGGCUUUAGUAACCAUGGGGACAGCCACGCACCUUGCUCAGAUGUAGACGAAUGCUUGACUGAUGCCACACUCUGUGGAGAAAGGGGGUCAUGUGGCAACAUCGAGGGCAGCUACACCUGCACGUGCAGCCAUGGUUACAGUAACUACGGCUACGCCCAGGGAAGAUGCGUAGAGCUGAAUUGUGACAUGUAUCAAGCCACAGUUGCACCUGAACAGGGUUUUACAGGUCUGAAGUAUAUUGUGUCUCUAAUGAGAAACAGCUGUUUGGAGCUGGAAGCUGGUGGAUCAGCGCAGCUGAAUGGAGAGACGCUAUUAGAGAAACUCUUCACUAAGACAGAUGACAUCAUGUCGGACGGGCCACCAAAGAGCAACCAUGAUGUGAGUGCCCUGCUGCUCUCCAUGGAGACCGCCAUGAGGCUGAUCGGCCCUCAAAUGAGACAGCCCAACACCACGAUAGAGACUAAACUCACAGAGGCGGAGCUGCGGGUGUGGAGAGGCAGAACUCCGCCACAGGGGCUCACCAGCGUUGCCACCGAACACGCAAGACUGGACAUCCACUGGGAGAGCGCUACGGGGAACGGCUCAUACCCAGGUUUUUCUAUGGUCUCCCUGGUGAGCUAUAAGGGCUUAGAGGCCGUCACCAACCACUCCUUCCCCAAGUCUGAUGAUGCGCACAAGGGUCACCACUUCCAGAUCAACUCCAAGGUGGUGACCGCUAUUGUCAGCAACCCGGCAACAGAACACCUGGACAAACCCGUCACCUUCACCUUCUCCCACCUGCAGUCCCGAGACAUGAAUCACACAUGCGUGUUCUGGGACACGCGGAGCGGGAAGGAGAUGUGGUCCACGCAGGGCUGCAGGAGGGUGAAGUCGAGUGCCACACACACCACGUGCUCCUGCACCCACCUGAGCAGCUUCGCCGUUCUGAUGUCCCUUUAUGACAUGAAGGACACGUUCCAGCUGCAGCUGAUCACGUGGGUGGGGCUGUCGCUGUCUCUGGUGUGUCUGCUGCUCUGCAUCGCCACCUUCUGCUUCUGCCGGUCCAUCCAGGGCACCCGCAACACCAUCCACCUGCACCUGUGCAUCUGCCUCUUCAUCGCCGACCUCAUCUUCCUCGCCGGCAUCUCCCGCACCGAGAACAGGGUGGGCUGUGGUAUUGUGGCGGGGCUCCUGCAUUACUUCUUCCUGGCGGCGUUCUGCUGGAUGUUCCUGGAGGGAGUGCAGCUGUACCGCAUGGUGGUGCUGGUGUUCAACACCACACUCCGGCCCCUCAUCAUGGUCGCCGUCGGAUACGGCGUUCCCGCGGUGAUCGUCACCAUCUCCGCCUUGGCCAACGCGCAUGGAUACGGCACGGACCGGCACUGCUGGCUGAACCUGGAGAAUGGUUUCAUCUGGAGCUUCUUCGGUCCCGUCUGCAUCAUCAUCAUCACCAACGCCUUCUUCUUCAUCAUCACCGUGUGGAAGCUGGCACAGAAGUUCUCCAGCCUCAACCCGGACAUGACCAAUCUGCGCAAGAUCAAGGCGUUCACGGUCACUGCCAUCGCCCAGCUGUGCGUGCUGGGAUCCAUGUGGAUUUUUGGCUGCUUCCAGUUCGAGGGCAGCUCGCUGGUCGCCUCUUACCUGUUCACCAUCUUCAACAGCCUACAGGGGGCGCUGGUCUUCAUCAUGCACUGCCUCCUCUCCAAGCAGGUGAGGGAGGAGUACGCCAGGUUCCUGUCCUGUAUCUGCACUGAUCUGGCUGAGAAGAAGAAGUACUCAGAGUUCAGCAGCAGCCACCCAUCCAGCAGCUCCCAGGAAUCCAGAUCACUGGGGAGUGGUCAGAACACUGGGGAGUCACAGAUCUGAGGAGGACCACUGCUGUCCCAUGAUGCCUUCUGCCCUUGUGUGACCCUGGCAUGACCCCUGGCAUGUUGAUUAAGCUUCCUGCACUUUAACUGUACCUUGAACACAAGCAACCAAAUCUAACCAGACCUGUACUUUCAAGGGGAAUUCCACCCUGGGUUCUUCUAUUCACCAUAGAAGAGCAGAUUAAAACUGAUUAAAAUGAGCUCUACAGCCUACCUGUAGUGAGUGCAGAGAUGUACCCCCAAGUCACGCAAAGAAUGUGUGUAGCGUGUAAAUUAUACGGACAGGCGUAUACAAUUUUCCACUUCUGCUGAAUACAAACAGUGUUUACUACUUGGCUGUUAUUACUUGGUCUGGAAGCUGUUCUAGCCCUAACCCUAACCCUAACUCACUUGCAAUGGUUUAAUGUCAAAGAAGCAAGGAAUUUAUUUUUACCAGAUACUGUAAGAUGAGGGUGUCUGAAAACAAUGGUUGAUGGAAUUCAGUAAUUAUAUAACAUUUUGAGCAACAUCGUUGAGCAAAAUGGAGAGGUUGAAGUAAAAAUUUUAAUAUAGUUAUUAAUAUAUAAUUUUAUAUAGAGAGCUUAAUAUAUAUUAUGUGUGUCUAGAGCAGGGGUUCCCAAACAGUAGAUUGUGGGGUCACCUGAAAUAAAAAAGAAAAAGAAAAAGAAUAUGUGAAUGUAGGCUACUACAUGUUGAAUAUCACAGCAAGCCAACUAUAAUAAAGCUACAAGGCAGGGAGGUGGUACAUGGUGCCAUGUAAUUUUGUGGGGUAUAGGGAUCAAGUACAUUUGUGAACAUUCAAUUGGUGUCACAUCAGAAAAAAGUUUGGGAACCCCUGCCUAGAGACUAGCUGUUCUGUUUCUGGGUUUUUUGCGUGCGUGUGGGUGUGUGUGUGUGUGUGUCUGUGAAUGUGUGUGUGUACAGGUAUGUGUGUGUGUGUGUGUGUGUGUGAGCAUCAAUGUACGUGUUGUGGGGACAUGUUCUGAUGGAAAGGUACUUGAUCUAUAACUCAAAAAACAACUCUCCUCUGAUACGCGGUAGGUGUGAAGCUUAAAAAGUAUGUAUGUACGUUUGUAUACAAGUACAGCGCAGUCCAUAAGUAUGGGCAGUGGUACAAUUUCUGUUCCUUUGGCUCUGUGCUCCAGCACAUUGGAUUUGAAAUGCAACAGUGAAUAUGAGGCUAAGGUGCCGACUGUCACCUUUGAUUUCAGGUAUUUACAUUCAUAUCGGGUGAUCUGCGUAGCAAGUGGGCAAAUAGGGGCGGCCUGUAGCGUAGCGGUUAAGGUAAAGGACUGGGUACACGCAAGGUCGGCGGUUCUAAUCCCGGUGUAGCCACAGCAAGAUCCGUACAGUCGUUGGGCCCUUGAGCAAGGCCCUUAACCCUGCACUGCUCCAGGGGAGGAUUGUCUCCUGCUUAGUCUAAUCAACUGUAUGUCGCUCUGGUAUGAGCGUCUGCCAAAUGCCAAUAAUGUAAUGUAAAAAUUGACUGGUGAACCAAGGAAGACCUCUACAGCUGAUGAUGAAAUAAUUCAGGCCAUAAUGAAUUAAGACCUGUCUGAGGAGGCAGAUGUGGAUGUGUCAGUGACUACUCACCAGCACUCUGGAUUUGUUUAAUUUAUAAUCCAAUGCUCUGGUGUACAGAGCUAAAAGGACAGAAAUUUAUACCACUGCCCAGUUCCUCAUGAACUGCACAGCGUGUAUGCAUUUUAUGUUUCUAUAUUUGAGUUUUUUGAACAUAUAAUAUAUGUCAUAUUUUUGUAAAAUGCUCAAAUCUGAUCAGCAUUAGGCUCGGUCCAGUUGAUGUGAAAGCUGGUCCACUCCAAAAGAACCGGGCCGGUCCUGGGUCCCGCUUGCUAUCAGUCUGGACUGGAGUGGAGGAUGUACGGAAACCAGCAUUUCAAUGCACUUUCACCACAGGCUUAGGGUGAAGCCACACAUCCUCAGCCAAUUUCUCAGCCAAUGACAUCACCUUUCAUUUUCAAUGAGAGCCGGUUCCUUUCACGUCCGCAAGGCAUGUUGGGAUAGCUGGCGACGUGAGGUAAAGCCGGGAAAGUGACGGGGAACUUGAGGCGAUAACCAAUCACAUUAAAGAUCUCACCAUAACCAACCACAAUAAAGAUCCCACCAUAACCAACCACAAUACAGAUGCCACGAUAAACAACCACAAUAAAGUUCUCACCAUAACCAAUGAUUAACAUUAAUGAUCUCACCAUAAACUACUAUCCCACGAUAACCGACCACAUUAGAGAUUCCAUGAUAACCAAUCCAAGAUCCCACAUGUAAAUUGUCCCCCAUUUUCAUAUUUUAUAAAGCCCACAAGCCCCCGGCUGUGUGAGGCGAGAGUGUUGUCAGGUGAGGUUGUUGGUUCUUGUAUGGCUUCACCCUGAAACAUAUUUUAUGUUUUGAGGAACGAUACAUCGUCAGUUAUGUGAAAAGUUAGAUUCUUUCCAAUAGAUGCAGACCUGCAUUAUAAUUAGUUAAUUUAUCCUCAAAUGUAUGAAAUGCGUUCACUGUCAAAUGAUUGAAUCAUGACAUGAUCUGCUUAUUGAACAAUUUGACUGUAGUAUGAUCUGAUUGCUUGAUUAUUUGUUUGUAAAAAUAUUUCAUAUAAAUAUUUGCACAGCCAUGUCAGUAUCCUUAAGAAAUGUACAAAUUAUUGUGGCCUGAUCCAAAAAGAAGAUAUUUUUUGUUCAUAUUCUGUUUAUUACAUUUUAUUUUAAUAUUUUUUUACAGUUUGUAUUUUAUAAGCUUUGCAUAAAGUCUUUGCACAAAA
Molecule: messenger RNA, 5538 nt
Organism: Conger conger (European conger)
Lineage: Eukaryota; Metazoa; Chordata; Actinopteri; Anguilliformes; Congridae
Product: adhesion G protein-coupled receptor E2-like
Exons: 18
Coding region: 418-2763 (781 amino acids)
Biological process (GO): cell surface receptor signaling pathway; adenylate cyclase-activating G protein-coupled receptor signaling pathway
Cellular component (GO): membrane
Molecular function (GO): G protein-coupled receptor activity; calcium ion binding
Source: RefSeq, a predicted model, not a curated record